This is a messenger RNA of Coniophora puteana RWD-64-598 SS2, 3751 nucleotides long. RefSeq lists its product as uncharacterized. Lineage: Eukaryota; Fungi; Basidiomycota; Agaricomycetes; Boletales; Coniophoraceae. The record is from RefSeq and is a predicted model, not a curated record. The transcript is spliced from 14 exons. Bases 1 to 3669 code for a protein of 1222 amino acids. Gene Ontology annotation, molecular function: guanyl-nucleotide exchange factor activity.
AUGUCCAUGGCACUCAGCAGCUCUCCACGUAAAAUCGUCCCGCUUGCAACCGGAGAUGAGAUUCUCCCUAAUAAGCGUACAACCCCGGCUGUCAUAAAACGCGUCUUUUACUGUGGAGUCGUCGUAGAGGGCGCCGAUAAUGGGCGUAGACUUCCAGAAGAUAUCCAAGAUCUCGUCCUAUCCCUCGGAGAACCCAUCGUCGGCAAUGCGAACAAUGCGAUCCUCCAGUCGGACUCGGAGCCGUCGUCCCAGCAAUCCCAAGAUGGCCCGUACCAACGCAAGAGAACUCUCACAGACACUUCCGCCCUGGCCGACGUCGUCAAUGAACUUAUCAACACCGAGAGAUCCUACGUCAAACGUUUGCGCAUCCUGAAGAACGACUAUGCAGACCCUCUACGGCAGUUCUCAAGGAACAAGAGUACAGCGAUCCUGCCCCCGUACGAAGCAAAGACACUCUUUGGCAAUAUCGAUAGUCUCAUGCCUGUUAACGAAGCUUUCCUCGCGGACCUGGAGAAAGCCUAUGCUAACUCAGGUCUAAAGAACAUUGGCGAUGUCGCUCUCCAUCACUUCAAAGAACUACGCGGGUUUGAGCAUUACAAGCAGUACUAUGUCAAGCGGGAAGAGGCGCAGUCAAUCUUUGAGCGCGAAGUGAUGAAGAAGUCCUCAGGGUUUUCUGCGUUUAUUGAUAGAAUCAAAUAUUCUGCUGCUGACACGCGAAAUCGAAUUGGACUUCGAGAGUUGCUCAUGGACCCAGUUCAACGGAUACCACGAUACACCCUUCUCUUCCGCACUAUGAUCAAAUACAUCGCCCCCGAUGACCCUCAGAGGGCAAAGCUAGUCGAGGCAGACGAAAUCGCGAGCAAGAUCGCGCUCGCGGAGACCGACGAGCAGACCAAGCGUGCCGCGAUUAUGUACAGUUUAGGCGCUACCGUCGAUGAUUUCCCUCCCGGCCUCAUCUCGAAUUCUCGGCGGUUCAUCGACUGUAUUGAUGUGGAGGAUGUCCUUGACGUGGGCUCUUCUUCUUCAGCGAGCGCUUCUGGUUCACUCCACUGUACACUGUUUCUCUUCGACGACAAGCUCAUGAUUGCGAAACGCCCUAGCAAUGAGAAGAGCGGUAGGGUGCUGGCUGGACUUAGCGAGGUUGACAAGUUAGCAAAAUCUGGUGGAAUACCAUUGGGUGUCAAGAAGAGUGGACUGAGUUGUAAAGGAGUGAUAGAUCUAGCAGAUUUGACCGUAGCUGACGUAGGGGAUGCUGACUUUCAUAUGUAUUUGGAAGAGUCACCACAAGACCAAGGAGAUCGUUGGUCUGGUCGACCGUUCCGAUCUUACUCUGUGGAAUUCCCUCCUUCUCCUCCCAACCUCGAUCCCGUGCGAACCGCAGUUGAGAAACAACGUUUCCUAGAAAACCUUUGGAUUGCUCAAGCCAAAUUCAGGACCAGAGCCUCGCAGUCUGUGGUCCUGGCUGCGGAUGAGACCGAGGUGGAAAACCGAGGCGGAAAAACGACAUACGCGCGAACGUAUUUCAAUGUUUAUCACCGGACAGCUUUUCUUCAGGAACCAAAGAAGACUAAAAUUGUGUUGCACAUUGAUCACUUAGGAACCGCAGACCCAAUACCUUUCGGCAUGAGUGGUCCCCCAUUCGUAAUUGUCCGUGUACAUCCAAUGGCUGGCGAGAUAUCUCGAUAUACGGUAACUUCCAACGACCAAAACGACGAAGGAGAAGAAGACAUUGUACAAACAGCCCGAAUACCUGGCCGCAUUAUACAGACGAUCCACCAGUAUGGUUUAUUCCGGUUUCGACCUGGAAACAGCUCCGUACCAGGAACACCGACUGCUGCCACUCGGUCCCGGGCGCAUAUAUUCGGUCUAGACGUUAUAUCUCGCAACUUAUUUGGCAGUCGCCCUGGCUCCUCCAAAGGCGACUUUGGGUCUGUAAGUGGCCAUCAUCGAUCAAAGUCGUCGGUCAGCCGAUCGUCGACGUACACACAAACCACGACCACGGAUGGUAGCAUUGCCAAGUUUUCGUCCCGGUCCGGCUCAAUAGCUACAGCAGCCACCUCCAUGGGUUCCCAGGAGGAAGAGUCUUCUGGCAGCAAAUCUCUCCGACGGAAGCUUACCAAGCGUGGAAGGUCCAACUCGGCCACUAGUCCACCAAGGUCAAGAACGCAAUCUCUGUCUCGAUCUGCGUCCCAAGAGCGUCUACAGCCUCUAAGAAACGAAGAUGACGAUAUUGUACUCCAGUUGGACAAGUCUGAUCACGAUCUUUCUGUUCGACUUGAACUUGCCAGACAGAACAGUCAGAAUCAACACGCAAGGCAUGCGACGUCGAUGUCUUUCGAAGGGCGUUAUGAAGAAACCAUAUUUGAAGAGGAACCUCCCCCGCCAAUACGGCCAACGUCGAGAGCAUCCAACAUGUCGGAAAUGACACGCCACCACUCGCCGACACCCGCCUCAUCCAACGUCGACUUACUUCGUAGUACCCAAUCUCCAGAACCGCGACGCUUUGGUCCACGUAGUCCAUCUCCCCUCCCUUCGCGAAGUCCACGUUCCAUUCCCGCAUCCCCUGAGGAUGUAUCAGCGAGCUGGGACGCGCAAGAUAACAGCUUCAUGUCCAACUCUGAUGUCGACACUGAGCCCUUGACGCCUCUUCCUCGAAGCUCGCGUCAGCCGUUUUCUCAAAUGACUGCACUCGAUGGAUCUCAAACCUCCGUUGUCGAGCCUCUAUCAAUCAAGAAGAAGACUUACAUGUCUCUUUCUCGCUCCCCAAAGAAGAACUUUACGCGAACGUCGCCUUCAUCCAAAGUCCCAUCGCGUGUGGUAUCACCUCGGAAGGUCUCUCCUCAAGUUCGACUUACCCGUGCCGCGGCACCCUCUCGCGUAGCGAAUCAUGAGGGAGCCCAGCGUUUACUUCAGCUGGCCUCCAUAACUAGAGAAGAUAUUGAGUCAUCUCACCGGGCGAUUAAACGCGUUAAGGUGGAGGCUGAAACCCUCAAAAUCAGUCCGCUAGAGAGACCGGUUUCGCCGCCUGGCAGAGCUUCACCAUUUUUGCAGCGGCCGAAGACACCCAACGCUGCAAGCGCUCCAAUAACAAGGGAAGCUCAACAACGCCUUGAAGAGAUGAGGCAACUCAUAGGCAAGCGACAACAAGAUGGAACUCCUCGAAAUCGACGAAGUAUCCUGGAUGGGCGUGCCAGCUCGCCUGCAUUUGAAUCUCCUGGUGGUUCUGACACGUCGCGGAUCGAUGAGACAAUAUCAGAAGCUGAUAGAGGUCUGGCUGUUGUGAUUUCGAAUUACGGUGUCUUGCAGUCUAGUAUAGACGAAGUCACCGAUGAGCUGAAAGAGAGGCUACAGGAAAUGGACAAAAUCCGGAUGGAGCUUCAGAACACCAAACGACAAUGUGAGUUGAUGAAAAGCCUGCUUGCCGAUGCCACAGCAGAGAAGGAGAUCAUGUAUGAGGCUUUCAAUGAGGAACUUGACGCUAUGUUCACCGACGUCAAUCUUCCCCACGAGGAAGCUUGGGAGGCUCUGACUAUGGACCUUCGGCGAGCAAAGGAGAGCCGCAAUGCGUUGUCGAGGGAAAACUCAGACCUCAAGAGGCGACUAGCGGAAGUUGAGGCAGACAAAGAAGAGUGGAGUGCACUGCUUAGGUCACAAGGGAUACUUUCUUAACUCUUGAACUUGUUUUCUUACGUCGCAUGUCUUAUUUGUCUAUACGCACAUCUCAUACACAUCUACAGUAUACCUGUCACAU